UUCUAGAAUUGUAUUUCUUGCCAAAUAUUCUUCAGCAUAACCAAUUUUACGGUACCUUCUCGACAACAACCUCAGCUACGAACAAUUCUUACGACAGUAAUCACAUCUCGAGUCUUCCUUUUACAGAUCUAUAUUCAUCGCUCCCAGAUACCCAACUUUAUUAACACCCUAUUUUAUUAUCUUCCGUCUAAAAUUAAUCACCAUGUUAGAGGCACGACUCGAGCAAGCCCAGAUCCUCAAGAAGGUGGUCGAUUCCAUCAAGGAUCUGGUGCAGGACUGCAAUUUCGACUGCAAUGACUCGGGCAUCGCGCUGCAGGCCAUGGACAACUCCCACGUCGCCCUCGUGUCGAUGAUGCUGAAGGCCGAGGGUUUCUCUCCUUACCGCUGCGACCGCAAUAUCGCCCUCGGUGUAAACCUCGUCUCCCUCACAAAGGUCCUACGCGCGGCCCAGAACGAAGACAUCCUCACAUUAAAGGCUGAAGAUGCGCCCGAUUCUCUCAAUCUCGUCUUCGAGAGCAGCGAGAACGACCGUAUCAGCGAGUACGACUUGAAGCUCAUGGAUAUCGACCAGGAGCACUUGGGUAUUCCUGAGACGGAGUAUGCUGCGACUAUCUCUAUGCCUUCAUCCGAGUUCAGACGUAUCUGCACGGAUUUGAUGGCUAUGUCCGAAUCUGUGACGAUUGAUGCUACCAAGGAUGGAGUCAAAUUUUCUUGCAACGGUGAUAUUGGUAACGGUGCCGUUACGCUCCGAAGCCACCAGAACGUCGACAAGCCCGAACUCAACAUCGACAUCGAGCUCACCGAGCCGGUCGGCCUUACCUUCUCCCUCAAAUACCUGGUCAACUUCUGCAAAGCCCAAGCUCUAUCUACCACCGUCAAGAUCUGCUUAUCCAACGAGGUGCCCCUUCUUGUGGAGUAUGGACUGGCCGGCAGCAGUUACUUGAGGUUCUACCUCGCUCCCAAGAUCAGCGACGACGAGUAAGAAAUUAAGCAAGACGGAAGCUAAUGAGAACUACGAAUAUACCACGUCGAUAUUUGGAGGUGGUAGAAUACCACGGGGCUUGCCAUGGAACCCUUCGUGCUCUACGAAAUGGAUACGAAUGAAUACCGUAUGCAAAAUGUUAAUUGCAUUAUUAGUAUAGUUAGGGCCUCUUGGACGGCAUUGGCUUUAGAUGCAGUAUCAGUCCAUAAUUUGCGAAGCGAUUAAGGACGAGAUAGGCAGAUUAAUGGGCUUUAUAGCCCUAAUAUAAAUUCAUUUUCUUA
Daldinia vernicosa is the source of this 1263-nucleotide messenger RNA. Its product is annotated as proliferating cell nuclear antigen. Gene Ontology annotation, biological process: translesion synthesis; leading strand elongation; mismatch repair. Lineage: Eukaryota; Fungi; Ascomycota; Sordariomycetes; Xylariales; Hypoxylaceae. Gene Ontology annotation, cellular component: PCNA complex. The transcript has 4 exons. Gene Ontology annotation, molecular function: DNA binding; DNA polymerase processivity factor activity. Bases 203 to 982 code for a protein of 259 amino acids. The record is from RefSeq and is a predicted model, not a curated record.